Molecule: messenger RNA, 162 nt
Organism: Entrophospora sp. SA101
Lineage: Eukaryota; Fungi; Glomeromycota; Glomeromycetes; Entrophosporales; Entrophosporaceae
Source: the annotation of a GenBank genome assembly
AUGGUCAUCCUUUUCGUUGCCAUGUCACACGGAUACGCAAUAAAUCGUCGUGCUCCAACUAAAACUUCUAUAGCUCCUCCAAGCGCUGCAGAAACAUCACUUCUUGCAGACGAAGAGCCAGUAAGCUCAGAUGGAACAUCAAUAGUACCUUUUGCCCCUUAG